AUGGCCGAGAAUGGGCUCGACGGCCAUAUUACAGAACUCAACAUCUCCUCAGCAACGCAGAGAUGCCAUCAGCUGUUAACGCGAUGCCUAGAUAUCCGGCUCCUCAUGGAGCGCGAAUGGGCGGAGAAUAGGCUCGCUGACUUCAAUCUUUGGGCUUCGGGAAUUGGCGCUACCGCAACAGAGACGGACAAAAUAUCUUUGGAUGCAAGGCUUAGCGGAAGACCUACGCUCCUUACUAUCUUCACCCGUCUUUUGCAAAUGCUGAUAGGUUUUCUUGAAGAGUGUCUGACAUUAGGUCUCCAUCAGUGCGCGGAUGAGCUUGAGCAACAUUUACAGUGGUUGGCACGCAGUCACGACAUUGUGGCAGACCAUGAGCAAAGGAGCAGAACCCCACGGAAACGACCAGGUCCAAACCGCCGAGCAUCAAGGUCACCAUCGCCAUGGUCUGACCAGUCCAACCUGGAUUCAUCAUUGGACGAUCUUGGCGACCAUGACAAUGGUCGACUCGCCGAAGCCAUGAUGAGUGUUGACUCCAUCUUGGAUCAGUUGAACAACCUCAGCCUCGCUGUCCGCCGAGCAGGAAGCCAGCUCCGCCUACAAAAGGCCGAUUCACGUUUUAAGCGAUCAGAUCACUCGAGCCUGGAAACGUUCCUCAAGUUCUGGGUACUAACGUGUACGAGUACGAAGAUCAUUCCUCUGGAUCCCUCCGUGGACAAUCGGGACCGCUUGAGUCCUAUCCAAUUGCGCCUGAUUGAGACCAAUCUCAUCAGACGAAACCGGUUUUUAUAUGCUCAAAGGCACUCAAAGAGACUGCUCGGGAACAGACAAACUCUUCAGACUGAACCUUCGGUGCCCACCGCGGAGCCAUGUGAGACUCUGCCACUGUACGAGAAUGCGCAACCAGAGUUACUCCCACGCCGCCAUGACCUUCCUGCAGCGCGACAGCUCUCUGAUGUGCCUCUGAACCCCGCCGCUGACGACUCAACUGCGACCCGACUCGAAUCGGCCACAGAGAUCCUCAGGGAGACCAAAGGCCGACAUUCUCAGAUAACCUCGACUGCUCUGCGGGUUCGUUACCCUAAUCCGCCCAAGACACGUUCAGGUACCAGGUUCUUUAAGUGUCCCUGUUGUUGCCAGACUUUGGAUCGCGGAUUCUCUUUGGGCAGCCGCUGGAGGAGACACCUCGCAGAAGACAUCUGCCCAUAUACGUGCAUUGACAAUGACUGUCCCACGCCCCACGCCACCUUCGUCACACGACAAGCCUGGAUGGAACAUAUGAAAGGGGAAGAGCAUUCCACUGACAAAUUUUGGACUUGCCUGAUAUGCGCCGAUGAUGUCAAACAUGAGGAUGAGUCAUCUCUAUCGAAUCACAUCAAGGAGAAACAUGAGGAGCACAUCUCUGUCGAGCAGAUUCCGACUUUGCUUGAUGCAUGUCUGCAAACGUUCUCGACCACCGAUUUGUCUUGUCCAUUAUGUUCAAAGGACGAGGCAGAAGACAGUCGAUCCUCUCUAGAUCACAUCGCCGAGCAUAUCCAUACCUUUGCUCUACUUUCCCUUCCAUGGGCUCCGGACGCUCCCAUCGUGAAUCCUAGCGUGGUGAAAGAAUCAAGCAACAGGGUGCUUUUGUGGCUAGAGUUGAAUAAUUGUUUGACACCGGACGCUCCAGGAGCACCAGCUGUGCAAAACAGCACUAUCGACGAAGCGAGUCUCUAUUUUGAGAAUGAGGAGUACUUCGCGGAGAAUGAAAGCAUGAAUUCCAGUUCGAGCAGCGCUUCGACUGACACAGACCGGGACCUGGAAGGCUUUCAUGUCGAAGGCCCAUUGGUGUUCACUGAGGUCGAUUUGGACACAGAGAGAGACUUUACCAGCGAACUUCGACUGCCGGCUAGGCUCUUCAUUGGAGGUCUUGCCUGGCAUACAAGCGACGAAACAUUAUAUAAAAGGUUCCAACAAUUUGGCAAGGUAGAAGAGGCUGUUGUCGUUAGACAUCGAGAUACGAAUCGUAGCCGAGGCUUUGGUUUUGUGCGCUUCUCAACUAAAGCGGAAGCCGAUGAAGCACUCCAGAGAAUGAACAAUGCACAGCUCGACGGCCGCCGGAUUCGAGUAGUUCAUGCUGCUCAGAGCAACAGACAGGGUGAUCCUGGUCGAGGUGGUGGAUUUGCGGCAGACGAAACGAUCAGCAACCAGCCUCAGCGCAUGAUGAAUCAAGGCCAGCCAGCGGCCAAUCCCAAUCAGGCCAUGGAGGUUGGCAUGGGCGGUAACGCUGGCCAAAUGGGUCAAAGAUUGCAUCUCCACCAAACAAGUGGACGAAAAUCGCCUCCGAGCCUUUCUAUACGCCCUGACGAUUCCUCCUCUCUACCACCGCCCUCACCGUCUUCGAGUCGGCAUAGCCCGUCAUCUUCCAAUGAUGCUGCAUCGAUCGCAGAGGGUACUAGUUUAAUGCAGCGAUCUUUGGUUUUCGAUUCGCCUAAGUCGCAGAAGCGCAGUCGCGAGUCGGAUGAACGCGAGCCGGAGGAAGUUCCGAAGCAGAUGACUGUCGAAAUGCCGAGAUGGCUAAACAAAAGCCGAGCAGAAAUAUCAUCCACGUUUCAAGACCUGGAGUGGAAGCAGCGAUACCGUCUCCAUCAUGCGGCUCAGAACCCGGAAACGUCUCUAUUUCGGGUUGACAGGUCACUCGAAGUGAUCAAGAGGAACCGUUACGGUAACGUGCAGCCCUGGGACGCUUCAAGAGUCAAAUUGAAGAAGCCCAUCGAUGGUUCGGACUACAUCAAUGCAUCUCCUGUCAUCCUCACCAGUAAUAUACCAGCAGUGGAUGGCGAAGGGAGGAGCACCAUGCCAUUGCCAACCAACCGACUAGAGAGAAAUUACAUUGCCACGCAAGGACCCAAGGAUGGAACGUUACUUCACUUCUGGCACAUGGUCCUACAGGAGUCGUCUGGAGUCGUUGGGGUCAUCAUAAUGCUUACCAGGCUCUUCGAAGGCAACAAGGAAAAGUGCGGCCAAUAUUAUCCGAAUGAUAUGGAGAAUCCUACAAUGAUUAUAUCUACACCUAGGCCCGAAGAAGAGGAAUCAUCUGUGAGAGGGGAUGGUACAGAUGAGGACAAAACAGCUGUUCACAAGUCAAUCAGCGACAUGCAGCCCAGUGCCCGUUCGCUGCAAAAGACACCUACGAACGGAGGCGAAAAACAGCAGGACGGAGCAAGCGAGGAUGAAACCACCAUUACCGAACAGCCUCACAGAAAGAUUCCUGAUAUCGAGCCUAACAAGAUGGAAAGAAGCAGUGCUGGAAACGAGUGUACCAUCACGUUACUUUCCAGUUAUUACGAUCGAGAUAUCAGCUGUGAGGUUCGAACAUUACACUUGAGGAUCGGGGAGGACGCUAAAAUCAUACAUCAUUAUUUGUUCAACGAAUGGCCAGAUUUCGGGAAUCCCGAAGCCGAGGACCAGAGAGGACUUGUCAAGCUGAUGCAAAUCUCAAAGACCCUAGCAGGAGACUCCCCCCGCGUCAUUCACGAUAGUGCUGGAGUCGGGCGAACUGGCACUUGGAUUGCUUUGGACUUCCUUUUGGAGAUGCUCGAGACUGGAAGACUGAUUCAGGGAUCUACACCCAUGCUGAAAGAUUCUGAGGACAGUGGAGAAGACGUCAUUGAAGAAAUAGUGAACAAGCUGCGCGAGCAGCGUAUGAUGAUGGUCAUGAACGAAAUGCAAUACAGUUUCAUCUACGAGGUUCUCAAGGACGCGUUUGUGGAGAAAUACGCCGUCAAGUUUCCCGACAAAGAGAGGCCAGAAGAUUCUUCUGGGCGUGACCGAGACUGCAGGCGCACCAAGACCAGUCUAACCCUUCCUGCAGAGUGGACAUGA
Molecule: messenger RNA, 3861 nt
Organism: Rhinocladiella mackenziei CBS 650.93
Lineage: Eukaryota; Fungi; Ascomycota; Eurotiomycetes; Chaetothyriales; Herpotrichiellaceae
Exons: 8
Coding region: 1-3861 (1286 amino acids)
Biological process (GO): protein dephosphorylation
Molecular function (GO): protein tyrosine phosphatase activity; RNA binding
Source: RefSeq, a predicted model, not a curated record